Messenger RNA from Brienomyrus brachyistius, 3280 nucleotides. It is a transcript of the gene klhl18, whose product is annotated as kelch-like family member 18. Lineage: Eukaryota; Metazoa; Chordata; Actinopteri; Osteoglossiformes; Mormyridae. The coding region runs from base 140 to 1864 and encodes 574 amino acids. Gene Ontology annotation, molecular function: protein binding. The transcript has 10 exons. The record is from RefSeq and is a predicted model, not a curated record.
CCUUCGUUAGGCGAUUUGAAAUGUUUUAACAAUAGCGCAAAGAGCACAUCUUUAUAGAAACGCGGCUACGGUGUCCUACGAGGCGCAGUCCUCUUUCGUUAGGCGAUUUAGAUUCUUUAGGUGGCCUCUGUUAGUUAAGAUGGGAGAUAUGAUUUUCGAAGAACUGGAAGAUUUGGUGCAUUUCUCCGUCCACGACCUGCCUAAUCGGGGCUACGCGGUGAUGGAGGAGAUCAGACGACAGGGGAAACUCUGCGAUGUCACUCUGAAGGUCGGAGACCACAAGUUCAGCGCCCACAGGAUCGUCCUGGCCGCUUCCAUCCCGUACUUCCACGCCAUGUUCACCAACGACAUGGUGGAGUGCAAGCAGGAUGAGAUCACCAUGCAGGGCAUGGACCCCAGUGCACUCGAGGCCCUGAUUAACUUCGCUUAUAACGGUCAUGUGGCCAUCGACCAGCAGAACGUGCAGUCUCUUCUGAUCGGUGCCAGUUUCCUGCAGCUGCAAAAUGUAAAGGACGCAUGCUGCUCCUUCCUGCGCGAGAGGCUGCAUCCCAAGAACUGUCUGGGGGUGCGGCAGUUUGCGGAGACCAUGAUGUGCACCACGCUGUACGACACAGCCAACAGCUUCGUACACCAGCACUUUGUGGAUGUCUCCAUGUCGGAGGAGUUCCUGGCUCUGCAGGCGGAGGAACUGCUUGAGCUGGUUGGCUGUGAUGAGCUCAACGUCAAGGCCGAGGAACAGGUGUUCGAGGCAGUCCUGGCAUGGGUCCGGCACGAACAAGAUCUGCGCGGCUCGCUCCUCCCAGAGUUACUCGCCAAGACUCGGCUGCCGCUGUGCCGGCCCCAGUUCUUGGCCGACCGUGUGCAGCAGGACGACCUGGUGCGAUGCUGCCACAAGUGCAGAGACCUGGUAGACGAAGCCAAAGAUUACCAUCUGAUGCCAGAGCGACGUCCCCACCUGCCAGCCUUCAAGACACGGCAACGAUGCUGCACCUCCAUCGCAGGACUCAUCUAUGCAGUGGGGGGAUUGAACAGUGCAGGCGACUCUCUAAAUGUGGUAGAGAUGUUUGACCCGAUUGGGAACUUUUGGGAGCGCUGUCAGCCAAUGAGCACGACCCGAAGUCGAGUGGGCGUGGCAGUGGUCAACGGACUUCUGUACGCCAUUGGGGGAUACGAUGGCCAAUCACGGCUUAGCACCGUCGAGGUUUACAACCCAGAGACGGAUACUUGGACCCAGGUGGCCAGCAUGAACAGCAAACGCAGUGCGAUGGGCACCGUGGUGGUGGACGGACUCGUCUAUGUGUGUGGAGGUUACGACGGCAAGUCGUCCCUCAGCUCUGUGGAGUGCUAUUCUCCCGAAGCUGACAGGUGGACAGUCGUGACGGAGAUGACGGCGAGUCGUAGUGCAGCUGGGGUCACGGUGUUUGACGGGAGAAUUUUUGUUUCAGGCGGUCAUGAUGGUCUUCAGAUCUUCAACACGGUGGAGUACUACAACCAGCACACGGCCCUGUGGCACCCGGUGACGGGAAUGAUGAACAAACGGUGUCGCCAUGGCGCCGCAGCCCUCGGCAGCCAGCUCUACAUUGUGGGAGGAUACGACGGUUCGGGAUUCUUGAGCAGCGCGGAGGUGUAUAGCUCUGUGGCAGACCAGUGGAGCCAUCUAGUGGCCAUGAACACACGCCGCAGCAGGGUCUCAUUGGUAGCCAGCUGCGGCCGGUUGUAUGCUGUGGGCGGCUACGACGGACAGUCUAAUCUCAGUUCGGUGGAGAUGUACGACCCAGAGACGAACCGUUGGUCUUACAUGGCUCCUAUGAUAUGUCAUGAGGGUGGGGUGGGAGUUGGGUGUAUACCCCUCCAACCAGCCUAGCCCUACGCAAGCGUACUGUCCUUUCUUAAAUUUUUCUUUUUUACUAUGUUUUCCUUUUUAUUGUCUGGUAAAUUCACUUCUGGACUUUCCUGGAGGUCAACGUAAUUAAUAAUGUAUCUAUCUGAUCGGCCUGCCCUCCUUCCUCGAGAGGAAGAAAUAAUUUUGGUGCUGAUUGGGCAGGUUAUAUUUCCGUCGGCGUCUCUGAGUCGCGUGUCACGUCUGCAUGGGUUUGAAGACGGUUUUCAGGGCAGACGAAGAACUGAAGCUGUCCCUCAAGGCUGUGUGUGGAAGACGGGAGCCCAAGCGUGCGCUGAAACAGGAUCUGGAGAUGAGCUCCUCAUCAUCUCAGACCUCCCUCAGAUGGAGGGGGGGGGGAGAUGAGGGCGUUUGGUCCUCAGGGUGCUGGGAAUGACACCAGGGACCCCAUGAUGGCGCCGACGGAUGAUCAGCUGCUGAUGAGAGGAGGUGUCGCUCAUGAACUGGGAGCAAAGAUUUGGGAUAAAGUGGUACUACUGCACCAAGGAGACCAGCGAUAGGCUGACUGGUGCUGGGAGGAACAUGGGAUCAAUUAAAGACUUGUAUGGUGAUUAUGACCACAGCAAAUGUUGGAUUGAACAUUGAAGCAGAAUCAUCGUUUAUCAUAUGUAAAGGGUGCAUGUGGUGGAGGUUCUGCAAACGGCGGCUUUUGUUGGAGUUUGAAACUGACAUGCAAGGCAGUGUGCUGAUGUAUGUACAGGACAUUCGCCUUGCUUUGCUCAGGUCCUGGAGCUGAGGAUGAGAAUUAGACCCAAACUUCCAGCACUUUUGUUUUCUUAGAUAGCCUUUUUGCCGUCACAUAUCUUCUGAUCAUUCCAGGACCAAAGUGCACUCCCGCUACUUGUAUCAAAUGCCUCUAGUUGUCAGUUUACAGACAUACAAGUGUUGCGAUAAUGUUGCUGUUUUGCUUGCUUAUCUAAUGAUUGUCGAGGCGGGGAAGCCUGUAUAGUGAAAAUUACACUCCGAGCUUGGGACUGUCAGUCUCCUUGUGUACAUACAACUCUGUGUCUCUCUGCUGCACAGUAUGUUGCAUAUUUCACAUGAGUUAUAACUGCUGUGACUUUAGAAUAUUGAUUCUGCUGUCAUUUCUGAUUUUUUUUGGUUUAAUUUCUCUAUAGGCAUCAUGAUUGCAGUAUUUUUACAUUAAGAUUUGGUACUGUACCUCAGAUUGUAUUUAUUUACCUUAAUAUUUCAACUCUGGUUGCUGUUGUGGUGCCUAACCCUGCAAAUGGAUUUUUACGUCGCUAUAAUUCCGAUAUGAAUCUGAAUGUUGGAUGAACGGUGGGUUCCUUCUUGCCCCACCCAAGUCUGUGUACCUACCUCCGAUAAAGAGCCUGCUCUUCCUUUCCAGGUUCUUCUCAUUAAAGAGUGAGAAAUGUG